Zingiber officinale is the source of this 1066-nucleotide messenger RNA. Its product is annotated as bidirectional sugar transporter SWEET12-like. Gene Ontology annotation, biological process: carbohydrate transport. Bases 15 to 887 code for a protein of 290 amino acids. The transcript has 5 exons. Gene Ontology annotation, cellular component: membrane. Gene Ontology annotation, molecular function: sugar transmembrane transporter activity. Lineage: Eukaryota; Viridiplantae; Streptophyta; Magnoliopsida; Zingiberales; Zingiberaceae. The record is from RefSeq and is a predicted model, not a curated record.
UGUCAUACAAUAUAAUGGCAAAUAUCCCUCACCUCUCCUCUGCUAAUCCCUCUAUAAAUAGCACUCGAGACUUGAGACUCCAUGCACCGAGCAAGCUCCAACCAUCUGCUACUUUCUCCUUUCUUCCAACCUCCCUCCAAACAGACAGAGAGAGAGAGCUAGAGAAGAUGCUGGUUAUUACUAUUGCACACCCUCUGCGUACGCUGGUCGGCCUCUUAGGCAAUCUUCUGUCGGCCAUGGUGGUGCUGGCUCCGGUUCCGACGUUUUACAGGAUCUGCAAGAAGAAGUCGACCGAGUCAUUCGACUCGGUGCCGUACGUGGUGGGGCUGUUCAGCGCAACCAUGUGGGUGUACUACGGCCUCCUCACCGCCGACGUUCUCCUGCUCACCAUCAACAUUGGCGUCUGCGUAGUCGAAGUUAUUUACCUCGCCAUUUUCAUUGUUUACGCUGCGCCAAAAUCUCGGGCAUAUACGACGAAGUUGAUACUGUCGAUCAACUUGGGAAUAUUCGGUUGUCUAGUUCUCGUCAGCAACUUAUUUAUCAAGCCAAGUAAACGAGCUCAGAUUACAGGAGGGAUCUGUGCUUCUUUCGCCGUCGCCGUCUUUGUAGCUCCUCUCAAUAUCAUAAGGCUGGUGAUAAAAACUAAAAGCGUGGAGUUCAUGCCAUUUACACUAUCCUUCUUCCUCACGCUGUCCGCGGUCGCAUGGUUCAGCUAUGGCCUUCUUCUCCGAGACCUAUUCGUAGCGGUACCAAAUGUUUUUGGAUUCACUUUGGGAGUCACUCAGAUUAUCAUAUACUUGGUCUACAUGAACUAUCACAAGGAGGGUGCGGCGCCUGCCGACUUGGAGCUCCCUGUGAAGGAUACCGAAAAUGGAGACCAAGUGUAGCACCGAGAGGAGCGGGAUGAUCUUCAGCCAAUGCCAUGCAUAAGAAAUUCUUCAGUUUACUUAGAGUUGUGUGUUCUAGUGGAAUGUAAUAAUAAGUGCUUUAUUGUAGCAACAACAAAGCAUACUGUGGUGUUGUGGUUGUAACUCUUGAUUUAUUAUUAUUAGUAGUAGUAAUCUUA